This is a messenger RNA of Caenorhabditis remanei, 1014 nucleotides long. RefSeq lists its product as uncharacterized. Bases 1 to 1014 code for a protein of 337 amino acids. Gene Ontology annotation, biological process: cell surface receptor protein tyrosine kinase signaling pathway; multicellular organism development; protein phosphorylation. Gene Ontology annotation, cellular component: signaling receptor complex. Gene Ontology annotation, molecular function: ATP binding; transmembrane receptor protein tyrosine kinase activity. The transcript has 8 exons. NCBI's taxonomy places the organism in Eukaryota, Metazoa, Nematoda, Chromadorea, Rhabditida, Rhabditidae. The record is from RefSeq and is a predicted model, not a curated record.
AUGGAUAACUAUUUUUGUGAUAUGCGUUCUUAUUUGGAAAUGUAUGAAGAUGAAACUAACCGUCAGCAACCAAAGCUGGAGUUGGAACCUCUUCUUGAUAAAAAACAACAGUAUAUUGAUGAAAAUAAUUUGAAAAUGUCAGAAGUAAUUGAGGAAGGCGCCCCCACAAUUCAUGAUCAUCUUCAGCAAAAACUUUUCAGUAAUGAAAAAGAAAUUCUUUGCUCUCUCGAACAACAUCCAAAUGUUCUGGGUCUAAUCGGUUUGGUUCCCAAUUUAGACUUAAUUGUGUUGGAGUUCCCCGACACUGAAGAUCUUGGAAGACACUUGAGAAAUUAUAGACCUGAUUUUCUAGAUCAGAUUGUAUACUCCGAAAAUAAAAUGAAAACUGACGAAUAUCGGAAACUCGAUAGUGUUGAAGAUGCGUUGCUUUACACCGUGGACCUUGUAUCGUUCGCCUAUCAAAUAGCAAAUGGGAUGAGUCAUUUGGCCAGUUUAUCGUGUGUUCAUCGGGAUCUAGCUCUCCACAAUAUUUAUGUCACCAAGAAUAAGACCAUUCGAAUUGGAGGAUUUGGUCUAGCCAGAAUAAUUGAUAAGAAUGGAUACCAUAGAAUAGCAUCCCAGGAAGCACCUCUCCAUUUGCUAUGGAUGGCACCAGAGACGUUUCGAAACAAUACGACGGAUGAGAAAUCGGAUGUUUGGUCGUUUGGAGUUUGUCUCUAUGAACUAUUCACACUGGGCAAAACACCAAAUUUGGAUGUAAGGAUUGAGGAUGUUGAGAUGUUUCUGAAAAGUGGCGGGAGACUUCCUGAGCCAACUUUUUGUACUCCGAACGUAUACAACUUCAUGAAAUGGUGUUGGAAUUUUGAGCCAAAAGAGCGUCCAUGCUUUUCGAGAUGUGUAGAGUUUUUCAGCGCUGAAUUGGGCGAUCGGCUUGUAAAGAAAGUUCAUGAGAAACUUGAUGAGGAAUUUUCAAGUCAGCAGAAACUGAACAAUUGGGCACGUGGCAAAUUAUAA